Lymnaea stagnalis (great pond snail) is the source of this 10297-nucleotide messenger RNA. Lineage: Eukaryota; Metazoa; Mollusca; Gastropoda; Lymnaeidae. The record is from the annotation of a GenBank genome assembly.
GCAAUUUUAAACGAAAUAAAAAUUCUCAACCAAAGAAAAAGUCGGCUGACCUUUGCCCGAAGCCGAAGCUUUUAUUAAGUCUAAGUACGUAAACAGUUGAACAUUUGAAAGAUAUAAUCAGUUGUAUUAAUUAAAUGUAAUAAUUAUUAAAUCUUUAACUUUACAAGUUUUCAUUAAUUUAAUGUCAUGUAUGUUGUGCAUUUUAUACUAAAUUUUAAAUUAAAUAAAUAAAUUAUGAUUAUGACUACUUCUAGAUCUAGUAAGACAGACUUACUUAAAUUAAUGUUAAAGACUACUAAAUGUUAUAGUAAGAGUAAGAAAGAAAUGACAGCUUUAGAAUUAGACUCCCUGGCCCCAGGCUUCCUCUAAGUCUUCUCUAAGUAGUAUAAGUUAAGGCGGGGAUGCAAUUGAUCUAUUCAGUGACUACUUACUUACUUAUGCCUUUUACCUUGCCUUUGGGGGGGGGGGGGGGGGGGGGAGGGGCAUAGGCCAUCUACAAGUAUUUUCCAUUCAUCUCAGUCCUGUGCUUUCCAUUCCAGUUGCUUCCAGGCAUAAACUUUGUGUGUCUGCCUCUAGCUCGCAUCUCUAUGUAUUCAUUGACCUUCCUCUCUUCCUUUUUCUCUGAGGAUUCCAUGUUAGGGAUUGUCUGAUGAUGUUAUUGGGGAGGUUUACAAAGAAUUUGCCCUAUCCAUAUCCUUCUUUUCCUAAUGAUGUCUUCCGCAAGAGGCUAUGGGCAUGGGUAUGUCCUUUACAGAAAGUCUUUGUUGGUUAUGACUCAGUUAUGAUGUUUGGCCAUGUGAUGUUCAGAAACUUUCUAAGGCACGUGCUUGAGAAGGUCUGUACUUUAUGCAUGAUAUUCACUUUAGUUCUCCAAGUUUCAGCUCCAUAGAAUAGGACUGUUUUGACAUUAUUUGUGUUGAAAAUUUUGCUUGCAGAGUCAGGUCCUUUGACUCCCAUAUUUUCUUGAAUAGCACAAAUGCUAAUCUAGCCUUUCCAAUUCUAUCUCUAACAUCAGCUUUGGAUCCACCAUUUAUGUCAGUUAUUAGUAUGUGAAGGCCCCCACUUCUUCCAGUGCAUUUCCUGCUAAAGAGAUGUGCACUUGGUUAGCUGAGUUUACCUUCAUGAUCUUUGUCUUGCUUUUAUUUGUAAUGAGUCUGAGCUGUGCUGAAAUAGUGGCUACUUCUUUUGUCUUGUCUUUUCCAGCAUUUGUUGCUGGUUGUGGGAAAAAAGUGCAAUUUCAUCUGCAAAGUCUUGGUCAUUCAGUUGUUCCCAGGUUGUCCACUUUAUCAAAUUUAUCCCAUUCCUCUUUUUGACCAUGGAUUUUUUCAUUAUCCAGUCAGUGGCAAGGAUGAAAAGGAAGGGGACAAGAGACAUUAUUAUCUGACUAUCUGUUUAGCCUUGCAGCACCUGGAACUUAUUUCUCAAAGUAAUACUGAAUGCUUGUCAUUUUUUAUAGUAUACCAGAAAAGCUAUGUUGUAUUUUAUUUGUCUAUCAGCUGGCUCUUCCCAGCUUUUCUUCAGUUUUAGCUUGAGUCUUGCCUAAACUAGAUGGUUAAAAGAUGCAACAUCAGCUCCUCAUUUAGCUUGUGCAUCUUUUAGUGACCUUUUGAAUUUUUUUGCUAAUGCACAUAUAUAUAUAUAUAUAUAUAUAUAUAUAUAUAUAUAUAUAUAUAUAUAUAUAUGGUAAAUUAAGUUUUCUGUUCUAUUAAUAGGGAACACCCAAGUUAUCUUGUGGAUAUUCUUAUGCUGGAAUUUGCUGCCCCAAUAACGAGCUCAUUAGCUAUGUAGAAGUCUGCCAGUCUUUCACCAUUUUCAUUUCUCCUAUACCAUUGUGCCCAAUAAUUUCUUCGUAUUCUCGUGUGCCAUCAGCGUUACCAUGAAUGCAACUCCUUAUCUAUGUGGAGCAUUUUCCUUGUCAUGCCCUGAGUAUAUAAGUGUUUCACCUGAUCCCAAUUUUAAUUAUCCAGCUUGUGUCCAUCUUGUUUCAUAGAUCCAAAGCAGCGUGAGCUUUUAUAUUCUCAUUUCUGCUGCCACUUGUGCUCAUUUUUUUGUUUUGUACAGGGUUCUAACAUUCCAUUUGCCUAUGCUUAUUGCCUUUGAAAGGAGGAUCCUCUGCUUUGAGGCUUCCAGUAUAAUCUAGCUUUGGCCACAAGGCUUCAUAGCUCUUCUGGGGGAGGAAGAGCCCUCUCUUAUCAGGGCUGAAAUUUUUUUGUUCUCUUCUUGUUGGUGUUUCUGUAGCAAUUUUUUUUUUACAAGCGAAGUAGCUGGCCUCUUGCUAACCCUCUUUCUUUUACACCAGAGCUUGGGAUCAGCCAUGGUGGAGUUUGUGAAGCACGACUUACUAACCUAUGCAGCAUAGUAUCAUUGCAUAGCAUAGUAUAUCUAAUCCUUAUUGAAUAAUUCUAUUAUUACUUACGAAAUAUAGCCCGCUAUAAAAUGGAUAAGAUGGGAAUUUCCCAUCUACUAAAGUUACUUACAAAACAUGCAUUCAAGUAAAGCACUUUAUUAGAGUCCCCAGUUAGUAUGGAACUCCCCCCAUAGGUAACCCACAGCACCUUUUUUCAUGCCCCAUAUUAAAAAUCUAAUGUCUCAUCCCCUUUUUACUCUGCAGAUUUAUAAUUAUCAUAUUUAAGUUGAGACUAUUUCCAGAAAACAAAAGGAAAUAUAACACGCCAAAUGCACUUCCAGCAUUUUUAAGAAUAUCUUUUAGCACAUUUAUCUGUAAUUUUAUUUUGCGUGCUAUUGAAUUCACCAUUACACUAUACUUUCUUUCAUACCUAAAUAAUUAUAUGUAUUAGAUUUUUUGUAACAUUAAUUAUUAAUGUUAGGAGGUCUAAUAUUAAGCAUUAUUAAUAUUAGAAGGCCUAAUGUUAAGCAAUUUUAAUUCAAUGUAAUUGAACAAAGCUAGGUCUAUUCAAUCAACUAUUUAUAUAGAUUUUUAAUUUAACUAAUAACAACUGUCACAGUCAAUUUACAAACUAAACUUGUUAAGUCUAAAAUAACUUUUCUUUAGGGAAGCUAAGUUACACUUUUGAAUUUUACUUUAAAGUAAAAGUUACUAAGUUUAUAACUUGCGAAUUAGUUUUUACCAAGCAAACAAAAAGAAGCUUUGAGUCAAAUACUCAUAUUUAAGUUUAAUUAAAGCUGGGCAUUAAUAAUAACAUUUAUUUUCAGAUCUCUGGCACUAAAUCACAUGCAAUAAUUUAUCCACCAGUCACCAAAAAUAUUUAAAAAAAACAACUACAAACAGUAGACCUAGGAAAAAACUGUAGACCUAGGCAUAUACAUUAAAUACAUCUGAAGCAAGUACAUGCAGAGUUUCAGGCUCAUGUAAAAAUUCAAAUCUUUUUGAUCCAGUGAGACCCACACCUCCUUACAUGUAUUCCUUCAUUAGUAAGCUAUUAAUUGGGAAAAUAGCUUUAAACUCAGCACAAAGGCAUACUGUCCUAAGUUUGUCUGAAACAAAACAUCAGCAGAUUACUAGUUACGCAUCUACCUUGACUCACAGAAAAGCUAAAAGAAAAAUUCAUGAUCCAGUUGAUUGUCAUGACAUUAUUGGCAUCAAACAUUACUUAAAGUUAAAGCAUAACUUGACCAAGAACACAGUAAUAUCAUCCACUGAAGAUCCCUCUGUUGCUGCCACGGUGAGCUUAAACAUCUCUACAAGGGUAUUUCUACUGAAAGGAUCAACACACUUAAUGUCAAAGAAUUUCAAAAACAGAUACAAUUUUGAUGGAACUGCACAAGUUUCAGUGAGGUCAAGUGGAUUGUCAAGCAUUACUUUUUAAAAACAAAAUUUUUACAUUAAAAAAUUAUGAUAAUUUGGUUUUACUUUACCCUUGAACGAGCUGGCAUUCUACUUAUCUCUCACACUUGUCCUUUUUGAGCUGGAACAUUAAUUAAGCUGAUUAUUAAAAUUAAAAUAACUUUUAUUUGAAUUUAAAUACCUUUAAAAUAAUCUUCUUUGUCAAAAAGAAUAAAGUAGCAUAGCUUCCCUUUCGUAAAAGCUACAUUAAAUAAAACAUAAUUAACAAUUUCAAAAGCUACGGUACCCUACUUUCUAGAAAGAUAUUUAAAAUAAAAAAAGGAAAUAUAAUUAAGUCAUUGUCUUACUUUUUUCAAACUUUCAGAAUACUUUUGUAGCGCUACAUUUAUAUUGUUGAUAGUUUCAAUUUUAUAUCUAAUAAAUUAUUAUUUGUAAAUUUUACGCUUUUCAUUCUUCUUCAGAAACAUGAGUGGACAAGGAAAUUUCCAAGAUAGUGAAGAUAAAAAACAGUUAAAUCAACGAUUUCUGGAUUGUGCAGCACGUGGGGAUUUGGAAGAUUUCAAAGUGCUGCUAGGUGAGGCUUCUAAAUUUUUACAGCUGUUGUACUAAAAUAAAAAAAAUACCAGUAAUAAUAAAAUGACCCCUUUAAAUGAGACUUAAAUUUGUGAAAUAAAUAAACAUUUGCUUACGUAGAUCUUAUGAUCAUGUGUGCAUUCUUUAGUGUUAUUUCCCUAAAAUAUUAAAGAAAAACAGGUGGUGUAUUUUCAAAUUUUUAUGUGUGGCUUAUUGACCUACAGAUUUAAAAAAUGGUAUUGCCUUUAAAGUCUUGCUAUCGCAAAUCAGGAUUUUAUAGUUUAUUGUCAUUGAACCCACAUUUCUUCAGGCUUGCAUAAUAUUUUAAUAUUUUUAAUGUAAUAGUUUCACUUUUUUUUUGUUGAAUUCCUUUCUCGGCGAAACAAAACAUGCAAUGCUUGUGGCAAAAAAUGUUUUUUCACCAAAAAUCCCCCUUAUAUUAGACUAUUUUAUUGUUUUUUAUUCCAUCCCCAGGUGUUGUGGAUAUUGAUAUUAAGAGUGAUAGAGGAUGGACAGCUUUAAUGUUUGCUGCUAGAAAUGGACACACACCUAUUAUAUCUUCUUUAAUUGAGAAAGGGUACAUUUUUAUGAAGAAAGUUUAAACAUUAUGUUAAAAUAAAAAAAUACUAAUUAAUUUCUCUGGCAUUAAGGCUAAACAAAUAUUAUCAUUUAAAAUUUUUUGUUUGAAUUAGCUUAAAAACCAAAAGCUAGUUUUAAGGCACUAAGAAUCUUAGCAAGAUUAAAACUAUUAAAUGUAGAAAGCAUUUAGCAUUUCAUAGCUAAACACGCACAAAAAAUGUAUGUUGUUACUUUUUUAAAGGUGUGACCUCAACUGCUAGUAAAAAUACUUAAUUUUUUCGACAGAUGUGAUGUGAAUUGUUUGAAUGCCUCAGGACAGACGGCCUUAGAUAUUGCACAGUUUUGGAAUUACAAAGAGGCAGUAGCAAUUUUGUCCCAACAUCGACAGCUGGUUGAAUUUGAUCAAAUCCACAACUACUAUUCCCUUAACCCUUUAUACAGAGCUUCAGACCUUCGUAAAGAUCCUUCAGCGUUAGAGACUGCUAAAAAGAACCCUUCAGCUAAAUUUGUUGUCUUUUUAAAUUCAGAGCCUUAUUUAUUAGAAUCUUUGGAGAAGAAACGCAAGUUCAAGUAAUAAUUUCAGACUUAAACAAUUUUUACUGCUUUAAAUUUUACGAUUUAAUUUAAAUGCUACGAUACCUAUUAAAAGAUAGAUUAAGUCAUUGUCUUACUUCAUCACCUAGCAGCACUUUGGAAUCUUUCAAAGACAGAACCAAUAAUUAUGUACUUCUGAAACACAUGGUAAAUUUUAUUACAUCCAAGAUAAUUUAAAGGUAAAAAAAUACAACAGAAUUUAAUAAAUUAAGAUGUUUCUUUUCUUUUAAAACAGAAUUUAAUAAAUGAAGAUGUUUGUUUUUUAAAAACUCUAUUUCUAAAAAUAAUUAUUUUUGUAUUCCGCUAUAGAUUUGCUGUUUUUAACCUUGAUCAGCUCCCUGCCAAUUUCUCUGAUAAAACAACUGUGAUUUUUUUGGGAUUAGAGACUUGGGAUCCUGACUCAAGUCCGUGGUUUGCUGUUGAAUUAAGACAAGAAGACGCCACGUUUACCUCUAAGGUUUGUGUUUGUUGAUUGCUUGAAUGCAAGUACUUCCUACCAAUACAGUUGAUGAUUAAGAUUUUUAAAUAAAUAUAUUUUUGAUGAACUGUUGCUAGAUUUUUUUUUAAAUGGUUAACUGUAUCGUUAAGUUUUUUUUGUUUUGUUUGCUUAAAUUUUGAAUUACCAGUAUACUAAAUAUUAAAAAUGCAGUUACUGCCAAUGUGUAUAAUCUUUUACACACUGAUGCAUAUCUAUGUCAUAACAUAAUAAUCUUUGAAAAAAUUAAUAUCUUUUGAAUGCAGUACUAUCCCGAUGGCAAGUUUGUUGUCCCAUUUCCAACAACAAUGCAAAUGACUGCCACUCAUGCAGGGAUUUUUGCAGAAGCUCAUUCCAUAUUGUGUUGGUUGGAUCGUUACAAGUAGGGUUUAACUCUUUUAUUUUAAUAAUCACUCUAGGCAGCUUUGAAAACCAUUUCUCUUGUUAAAAAAUCUUUGUAACUUUUAAUGCUUUUUCAGUAUCUUAGAUAUUCUCUAAUAAUCCAUUUUUAAUUCUUUAUAUUCCAUCUCGUUAUCAUUCUUUUUUCCAAAUUCAGAUACUGUCCUACUUGUGGGAGUAAACAGACAGUGGCUGAGGGAGGAUACAAACAAAUUUGCAAUAAUCCAGAUUGCUCUAGUCACAAAGGUACAUUAUUUAUUAAAACUAUAGGCCUUAACAUAAAGUUUUUAUUUGUCUAAUUACUAUAUGUCAAGAUAUCUGUAGAAUAAAUAAAGACCUAACCUAUUUCUGAGGGUACUGCAGUUAUAUAAGCUUUCAUAUUAUAUUUUAAAACAUUUUAUUCAUUUAUCCAAUUCAGGCAUAAAGCCACUUAGUAUACCAACAUAACAUUUCAUUAAGUAAAAUAAAAGUUGUGUUCAGCUUAUCCCACGAACUGUCGUCAGCCGAUUAAAUCGGCCCAUUUUCUCUUCCCAUCCUGCUUCGGUCGAUAAAAAUGGUGUUGAAAGAAAAAGUUCCAGUCCCAUAUUCUACAGUAAAUAAGACUACUUCCUUUUAUUAAUAAAUGAACUUCCGUUUUUCAUUCUUCUGUGUCCUUUUUUUAAACUGUGGAGUUAUAUCUAUGUUUUCUUAUAUUUCAUUUUAUGGGUUAAAUAUUUAUAUAGCAGCUUUUUAAAUUGUAUCUGUUUCUUGCUAUUUAGUAAUGUUUAUAUUGUUUAUGUCGAGCUUUGUUACUUGAACGUAACCAUAGGUAUCAGAAGAAUUCUUUUUAAAAAAUCGAUUAAAAACUAAAACAUAUACAAAUAAUACAUUUUCUGAAAGAUAAAUAAAAAAGGCUAUCAUAUUAUAAAAACAUAAAAAUAUGCCUUCAAAAAAUUGUAGUUUGAGGUAUUUGAAAAGAAAAAAUUUCAUUAUUUUCUUUAUUCUUGGCCACUCCAAGGUCACAGAGUUUAAAAUAUUAAAAAAUAGCCAAUAUGAUUCCUCACUCAUUCAAAUUUCAAUAAAUAUAUACUUUAUAUGGUCUAGCUAUAUAGUAUCUGCAUGUCAAAAAUCACAUGUUUCAAAGGCAGCCAAAAAACUAAAUUGCCUACACAGUACAGAAUAAUAUAAUGGACAGUUCGUGGGUUAAGUGUAAUUUUAAAAAAUGCCUAAUGCAAUCAUAUUAAAUUUACCAGGUACUGCAGUAUUAAAUAGUUAUUGUAUUUUUAAUUAUCAGAUUCUUAAUUUACAAGAAAUUUAUGCAUAGGUUUUUAAUUUUACCCAUUGUCAGGAGGAAUAAAGGACUGUCAGGAAAAGGUGGGUAUUCCACUAGUUUUACUAUUUUUUGGGAUGAUACUUUUAUAAACAAAAUGACUGUUAAUUUGUAUUUAAUUUUUUUGUUCUUAAAUCUUACAGGUGUACACAAUACCUGUUACCCCCGUGUUGAUCCAUCCCUUAUUAUGUUAGUUUUGUCACCUGACAAAAAGCGUUGUUUGCUUGGAAGACAAAAACGAUUUCCUCCUAAGAUGUUUUCUUGUUUAGCAGGAUUUAUGGAACCAGGUUAGGGUAUAUUUUUUAAAUAUUGGAUACUUGUAAUUGAAGUUGUUUGAUUUUUAAAAAAAAAAACAGAUUGAUUAAUUUUGUUUUUUUAAUCUAAAAUAAAAUUUUAGAAUUUUUUCUUAAAAUUUUCUCAUUUUCAUUAAACUUUACAAUGACAAAACUUUAUUUUUCAAUUCUCCCAGUAUAAAAAAUUAUAAACAUUAGCUAAAUAGAUUUGUAAUUUUGCCUUUGCUCUGGAUUCUUAGAAACUGGUAAAUUUAAAUUAUGAAUAAUCCAGAAUGCUAAUUCUUAAAAACACUGACUUAUUUGUGGAGUAUUUAAUAUGUUAGUAACUUAAAUUUAAAAAAAAAUUUCUUCAGGUGAAUCUAUAGAAGACACUUGUCGGCGAGAAAUUGAAGAGGAAAGUGGUAUAAAAGUUGGGAGAGUAGAUUAUCAUUCAAGUCAACCAUGGCCUUUCCCAGCAACUCUGAUGCUUGGCUGCAUUGCUCACGCUAGAACAGAUACAAUUGUGGUAAAAUUUAUUAUUGGUUUAUUUUUAUGUUUUCAUUUGUUAGUGCAUUAUUAAUCAAUAUGAAAAUUAUCUCAAAAAAUUAUUUGUGCACAGUAUUAUCUUCUCUAAUUUUGUUAAUAAAGUACUGGUAAAAAAUUGUUUCUUAUUUCAUUAUCAUUAAAUUACCGGCACUGGUAUGGUAUAUAAAAAUCAAUAACAAUGAUGCCUUUAAUAAAUAAAAAAAUAAUCAUUUCCUUUGAAAUCAUUUUAAAUCUAUAAAUUGUGAAGACCAAAACUGAUGAUCUUAUUAGCAAAAUAAAGUUUUUGAUUAAAAAAAAAUAUUUUAAACAAGAAAAAUACCUGAUAUUUUUUAUUCCACUAUUAUAUUGUUAUAGAUAGACAAAGAUGAACUGGAAGAGGCAAGGUGGUUUUCACAUUCUGAAGUUGCCCAGAUGUUAGCCCAACUGCACCCAGAUGGUAUUUUCGUGCCACCUAGUCAGGCCAUUGCACAUCAGUUGAUAAAAUCAUGGGUCAUAAGUCAUUCAGCAAACUUAUAGUCCAGUUUGAAUCAACAAGGAUCUAAUUAAUUUAACUCAUCAACAAAUCAUAUUUGUAAUUUUAUUUAAUUAAAGCAGCUUUCAUGGAUAUCAUGGAUCCUGUGCGAGCUGUCAAGAAAUGGUUUGCUUCCAACGCUAAAAGGAUUGUCUUUGUUAAUGUGCAACCUCAUCCUUUUAAAAAAAAUUUUUGACGUUAAGUAACAUUUACAGUUAUUAUUUCAAAAUUACUUUAAGUAUUGGCUCAUACCAUUUCAUAUUAAAAUGAAUGUGAAAUGCAAGUUCUGUUUGGUUUUUACAAAAUAUUUUAUUACUGAAUCGUUUAUAAUUAACACCCUUGAAAGCAUGGGCGCCAAGGGGGCCUUGCCCCCUCUGGGCCCCCCCCCCUUUACCUGGAUUGAUUGGACAAAAAUUUUUUAGACAAAAAUAGACAAAAAAUGUAUUAAAGUAAAGAGAAAGUAACUAAGCUGAUGUCCUGUCCCUUCGUUCACUAUACAAAUACGCUACAGUAAAUUAAAACUACAUUAAAAGAUUACUAAAAAAAAAUUUGCCCCCCCCCCCACACCAAAGAAAGUUUUCUGCGGGCGCCCAUGCUUGAAAGUAAUACAUUUUUGUUCUCAUUAUCAUUAUGUUUACCUAAUUAUCAUAGGCUUAAAAGAAUGUCACAAAAAUACUAUUGUUUUAUAGUUAAUUAAGCUUAUCAUUCAAGUUAUGUAUUUAAUGACGUUUUGAAUGAUUAUUGGAAUUGGGCCUACAAUGAAAUUCCAAUACUGAAACUAAAGAGUUUGAACACUAUUUGAAGAUAAUACAAAUUGUGGAAUCAUACUCUUUUAAAUAUCAUGUACAUCUAUUUUUUUUAUAAAUUAUCAUGAGGACACUGUUAAAUUAUUAUUCAGAAAAUGUAAGUGUACCGAUAUUGUCCAGCUAUUUAUUUCACAUACCAGAGCAUUGUGUAAACAGAAACUGCUAACAUAUGUGUAAAUAUUUAUUAAACAAUUAGUUACUCAACAUCUAUUUUUUCUCUUGGUUUCCUAAUAUUAGGUGAGUUCUACUUAUUAUUUAAUUUUAAGUGUUAGCCUUCUUUUGCUUACAUUUUAUUUAUGGUGGUUACUACUGGUUAUUUAAACUUAGAAACAAUGUUUAGAUGCACUCAUUAAACAUUUCAAAGCCUCACACGACAUACCAUGUGAAUCGCAAUAUUUACUUGUGUCCAUCUCUUGGCUGUAUAUAUGGUAGAAGAAUAAAUAAAAUUACUUGAUAAAAAUGCUAGG